Messenger RNA from Castor canadensis (American beaver), 2294 nucleotides. Lineage: Eukaryota; Metazoa; Chordata; Mammalia; Rodentia; Castoridae. The record is from RefSeq and is a predicted model, not a curated record.
AUGGGACCUCCGGCCCCAGAACGAGUGUUCUCAGUACCACUGCCCAGGAAGGCCCCUCUCAGUACUCCUGGCACCCCAGUCCUUGAAGACUUCCCUCAGAAUGAUGAUGAAAAGGAGCGAAUGCAGCGGAGGCGCUCCAGGGUCUUUGACCUGCAGUUCAGCACAGACUCGCCUCAUCGGUUAGCCUCUCCCUCCAGCAGGAGUGUUGAUGUGUCGGCUACCAUCUCUAAGUUUACAAACACACAGAUUACAGAGCAUUACUCCACAUGUAUCAAACUGUCCACUGAAAAUAAAAUUACCACCAAGAAUGCUUUUGGCUUGCACUUGAUCGAUUUUAUGUCAGAGAUUCUUAAACAGAAGGACACAGAACCAACUAACUUUAAAGUGGCUGCAGGCACCCUGGAUGCCAGCACCAAGAUUUAUGCUGUACGUGUGGAUGCCGUCCAUGCUGAUGUAUACAGAGUACUUGGGGGGCUGGGCAAAGAUGCACCAUCUCCAGAAGUGGAGGGCCAUGGUGCAGAUGGAAGUGCUACCGAAACAGGAACAACCAAAAAGGCUCCAAAGCCAAAGAAGAAGCAUUCAUACAAAACCAUCGAACAGAAUAUAAAUAACCUCAAUGUCUCCGAAGCAGAGAGAAAGUGUGAGGUUGAUCCCAUGUUUCAGAAAACUGCGGCCUCAUUUGAUGAGUGCAGCACAGCAGGGGUAUUUCUCUCCACCCUCCACUGCCAGGACUAUAGAAGUGAGCUGCUUUUUCCUUCCGAUGUCCAGACCCUCUCCACCGGAGAACCUCUCAAGUUGCCAGAUUUAGGUUGGGUAGAAAUGUCGGAUUUAAAAGCACCCUUGCAGCAGUGUGUGGAAGAUCGCCAGCUCUGCCCUUCCCUGGCUGGGUUCCAGUUUACUAAAUGGGACAGUGAAACACAUAAUGAGUCUGUGUCAGCCCUGGUAGACAAGUUUAAGAAGAAUGAUCAGGUAUUUGACAUUGACGCUGAUGUUGAGAAUGACUGCAGGGACUUUCCAGAUGGGCCACUGGAGGAUGACUUUGAUGCCAGUGAUGAACCAGACCACUCUGCAGCUGGGGAUCAUGAAGAGCUCCGGAGCUGGAAGGAGCCCUGCCAAUUUCAUGUGCAUUACAGGAAAGAAAUGAUUUCUCUUGGGGAUGGAGACAUUGGGACCAUGUGCCCCCUUCUGUCCAUGAAACCUGGAGAAUAUUCCUAUUUCAGUCCCCGGACCAUGAAGAUGUGGGCUGGCCCAGAUCACUGGCACUUUAGGCCUCAACAGAAGCAAGAUGCUACCUCCCAAUCAGAGAACAAGAAGAAGAGUGCAAAGAAAGACUUUGAAAUUAACUUUGAUGAUGAUAUUGACUUUGAUGUAUAUUUUCAGAAAACAAAGGCUGCUACUGUUCUCACUAAGUCUACUUUGGAGAGCCAGAAUUGGAGAGCCACCACUCUUCCUACAGAUUUCCACUAUGAGAUCGAUACUCUUGUAGAGCUUCAUCUCAAACCAGGCUUAAGGUUUCUUAAGAUGGCCCAAGGCCAGAAAGCAGAGACUGAGCAUUAUGAAGAAAUUGAAGACUAUGACUACAACAACCCUAAUGACACCUCCAAUUUUUGCCCUGGACUACAGGCUGCUGACAGUGAUUAUGAAGAGUCGGACAAUUUAUUUGUGGGACCAGUUGAAACCUUUGAUCUCACAUCUGAUCCUUGCCAUUCACCUAAGACAGCACAGGAAAAUGGUGACACUCCUGAAAACCAAGAAACAGAUAUUACAACAUAUGGGGAGUCAAACCUGGUAGCUGAACCUCAUAAGGUAAAUAAAAUUGAAAUUCAUUAUGCCAAAACUGCCAAAAAGAUGGACAUGAAGAAGUUGAAGCAGAGUAUGUGGAGUUUGCUGACAGAGUUCUCCAAAAAAGACCCAGGUGCAGAGGCAGACCACAGUGAAAAUGGAAAACAAGUGGCCCCAGAAGAGGCAGCUGAUGAGAAGAUGCUCAGCGCACUCACAAAGGACCUGCAGAAGAGCCUGCCACCGCUCAUGGCUCAGAACCUCUCUAUACCUCUGGCUUUUGCCUGUCUCCUGCAUUUAGCUAAUGAAAAGAAUCUGAAGCUGGAAGGAAUGGAGGAUCUUUCAGAUGUUCUUGUGAGGCUGGGAGACUGAAGCUACUGUAAGAAGUUGGCAACAGGAGGCCCAUCUUUCUCAUGGCCAAGACGUCUCCACUCUGGCUGGAAGAAGAUGUAGGGCUUGUAGCAAGGCUGUAGCCACCUGCCCUGGUGUCGGUUGCUCAUCCCUUCUUGCCUUUA